Messenger RNA from Mastomys coucha (southern multimammate mouse), 2415 nucleotides. It is a transcript of the gene Actr6, whose product is annotated as actin related protein 6. The record is from RefSeq and is a predicted model, not a curated record. The transcript has 9 exons. Gene Ontology annotation, cellular component: Swr1 complex. Lineage: Eukaryota; Metazoa; Chordata; Mammalia; Rodentia; Muridae. Gene Ontology annotation, molecular function: nucleosome binding. Bases 903 to 1769 code for a protein of 288 amino acids.
GGAUACUUGGUGAAUUGGGAUGUCCAACGACAAGUUUGGGAUUAUCUUUUUGGAAAAGAAAUGUAUCAGGUAACAAGUUAGAUGUAACAAGCUGAGUGGAUGUUCAAACUUUAAUCUACCCCAAGGAUAUGGGAAAACUCUACCUCUGUCACCCAUGAUAUUGAAAGGAAGGAAGCCUAGGGGAAAAAUGAAAGUGAGACCAUCCAGUUGCCAGGAGACCUGCAGCAUGGGCACCUUCGCUCAGGCUAACCCUGAAGACAAGCUCUGGAUAAAGUUUGUAGACACUACCAGAACUCAUUGGUAAGAACAGCCUUCACUGGCAGGGCUGGGAGCAGUGUCCAGAACCUGGAAUUUGAACUGCUGGUACAGAAAAGGCAAAGGGUAAGAGACCAACAAGGCUCCAUGUAGACUCUUGAGUUUUCUGCAGGUAACAGUCCUCCAGAAAGCCCUCUGAACACUUCUUGCCUUCUUCUUGUUCAUAACAGCAGUAGUGGCUCCACUGCAGGGCUGCCUCAACCCUUACUUUUGUCUUUAACAGUUUGACAGUUGGGCAGUCCCAUGUUAAUGUUUAUUCUAUUGAGGUAAGAUUGUAACUAGAUUCUGUAAGUUCAAAUCCUAGGUAUGACCCUAAGUGACUCUAUGAACCUGGGUAGCACAUUCAGUUUUUCUGUGACUCCAUUCAUGUAUUAGAUGAGGAUUACAGUCAGUUACAGUCAGCAUUCUUAUUGUGAGUAUUAGAUAAUUUUGUUUAUUAUACACACACACACACACAAAACAUUUUUUGGUGAUAAUCACUAUAGAUUAUAAACUUUUGGGAUUUUUUUCUCCUGUAGGUUGAUUUUUUAGAUACUAAUAUUAUUAUAACAGAACCAUAUUUUAACUUCACUUCAAUCCAAGAAUCAAUGAAUGAAAUCCUAUUUGAAGAAUAUCAGUUCCAAGCAGUAUUAAGAGUAAAUGCCGGCGCUCUCAGCGCACACAGGUAUUUCCGUGAUAACCCUUCUGAACUGUGCUGCAUCAUUGUGGACAGUGGCUAUUCCUUCACGCACAUUGUUCCUUACUGUAGAAGCAAAAAGAAAAAAGAAGCAAUUAUUCGGAUAAAUGUGGGCGGAAAGCUCUUAACAAACCAUCUAAAAGAGAUCAUAUCCUACAGGCAGCUGCAUGUGAUGGAUGAAACUCAUGUGAUUAAUCAAGUGAAGGAAGAUGUAUGCUAUGUGUCUCAGGACUUUUACAGAGACAUGGACAUUGCCAAGUUAAAAGGAGAAGACAAUACAGUCAUGAUUGACUAUGUUCUCCCUGACUUCAGUACAAUUAAAAAGGGCUUUUGUAAGCCCAGAGAAGAGAUGGUGCUGAGUGGGAAGUAUAAAUCUGGGGAACAGAUUCUUCGCCUUGCCAACGAGAGAUUUGCUGUUCCAGAAAUACUCUUUAACCCCUCUGACAUCGGCAUUCAGGAGAUGGGGAUCCCAGAAGCCAUUGUCUAUUCAAUUCAAAACCUACCUGAAGAAAUGCAGCCACAUUUUUUUAAGAACAUCGUUUUGACAGGAGGAAAUUCCCUCUUCCCCGGAUUCAGAGAGCGGGUUUACUCAGAAGUUCGGUGUUUGACGCCAACAGACUAUGACGUUUCUGUCGUGUUGCCUGAGAACCCUAUCACUUACUCCUGGGAAGGGGGUAAGUUGAUAUCUGAAAAUGAUGACUUUGAAGAUAUGGUGGUUACAAGAGAAGAUUAUGAAGAAAAUGGACAUAGUGUCUGUGAAGAAAAAUUUGAUAUUUAAGAAAUAUUUCUGAAGCCGGGCAGUGGUGACGCAUGCCUUUAAUCCCAGCACUUCGGAGGCAGAGGCAGUUGGAUUUCCGAGUUCGAGGCCAGCUUGGUCUACAGAGUGUGUACCAGGACAACCAGAGCUACACAGAGAAACCCUGUCUCAAGAAAACAAACAAAAAAAAAGAAAGAAAAAAGAAAGAAAGAAACAUACAUUUCUGAAAGGCUUGGAAAGUUUAUUUCAAAGUUCCCUUUAUAGGGGGUUAAGAACUAUGUUACUUUUCAUCAUAAGAUAAAGUCUUGAGCUUAUGUAACUAUUCUGAGUCAUGGCUGAUGUGCACAGGCUCCUUACAUGGGUUAUUACAGUAAAGUGCCAUGUUUCAUUAAGUAGCUAGACUACUAAACAAUACUAUACUGUUCCUGAGAAUAGAUUAUUUUUCAUGAGAAAGUGAAAGAGCAAAUGUUUAGUUCUUCAUACUUGAAAACUAGAUUGAAGCAUCUCACCCAUCAGUUUUCCUUAGAAGAUACUUUGUGUAGUUUUGACUGUUUAGCUAAAGUAUUUACAGACUAUCAAGAUUUUGCUGUCUUAGAACUAAGUAUUUUAUUUAAAGUUUGUUAUUCUUUUCUGUACCUAAUAAAAUUUGAAAGGUUGAUAUUAAAUA